This is a messenger RNA of Phycomyces blakesleeanus NRRL 1555(-), 948 nucleotides long. RefSeq lists its product as hypothetical. The coding region runs from base 1 to 948 and encodes 315 amino acids. The record is from RefSeq and is a predicted model, not a curated record. The transcript has a single exon. NCBI's taxonomy places the organism in Eukaryota, Fungi, Mucoromycota, Mucoromycetes, Mucorales, Phycomycetaceae.
AUGGCUCCUACUAUCCUUGUCGUUGGCGCUACCGGUAACACUGGCAAAAGUGUUAUCCAUACUCUCCCCGCACUAUUGGAAUCCAAGAAUACCAAGUAUCGAAUUCUUGGUCUGACCCGCUCCUUAGACAGUCCCAUUUCCAAGAAACUCGCCAAAAUAUCUAAUGUGGAGAUGCAAGAGAAAGAUUGGACUACAAUCGAUGCAGAUUGGCUUAAGGAACAAGAAGUGGUCAGGGUUUUCAUAGCUCCGCAUAAUUUGCCACAUCAAUUCGUAGACGAAUCUGCAUUCUACAUUGCCUUACUACAAGCCGGAGUCCAAUACGUAGUGAAGAUCUCAACAGCCUUAAAAUUCAUAGGCCCUGUCAGUCCUGUAUUCUACGGUCGCUCACAUUGGGCAAUCGAAACCUUGCUGUCUCAGCCAGAUUUCAAGAAUUUGCAAUGGACAUCUCUCCGACCAAGUAUCUUUACUGCUUCCUACCUCCCUAGCUCUGUAGAGUGGAUCAAGAGCUACCGAAAAACUGGAAAUCAAGACACAUUGAAGCUCAUUCUGAAUGCCGAUGCUCCUGUGGCACUGAUUAAUCCAGAUGAUAUCGGCAACACUGCAGCCCACCUUCUUGCGCUUGAUGACCCCACUCCACACAACCAAGCCAAAUAUGCUCUUAGUGGUCCUGAAGACGUUACCGGAAAACGGCUAGUGGAAGCAGUUGAACAGAUAGCUGGUGUGAAAGUGCAGGAUGUCAAGUACAAGGACAUUGGGUUUCUUGAUGAGCUCGUUGCUUCUGGUGGAUACCCAAAGAAGGUUCUGACUUCAAUUAUUGCAGGCUGCGAGCUUGCUUGGAAUGGCCAGUUCUCUCUCUCUGAAUGCCCAACCAGCAAAGAAAUCCUUGAACUCGCUCCUCCCAAGAGCACGAUUAUGGAUUGUUUGCAUAGCAUGUUAGAAGAAGAGUAA